This is a messenger RNA of Hippocampus zosterae (dwarf seahorse), 1882 nucleotides long. RefSeq names its product kunitz-type protease inhibitor 1-like. NCBI's taxonomy places the organism in Eukaryota, Metazoa, Chordata, Actinopteri, Syngnathiformes, Syngnathidae. The record is from RefSeq and is a predicted model, not a curated record. Gene Ontology annotation, molecular function: protein binding; serine-type endopeptidase inhibitor activity. The transcript has 10 exons. The coding region runs from base 39 to 1580 and encodes 513 amino acids.
CGGCAAGUGCCAGAAGAACCGGACCGGACAAGCGCAACAUGUGGCCCCGGCCUCCCUUGAGCUGCUUCUUGCUGUCGUUUGUGCUCGCGGCUCGCCCUCUCGGCGCCCGCGCGGAGGACUCGGCCUGCGCGGGCAGCUUCCGCUCCGGCCGGGAAAACUUCGCCGUGGACUUGGAGGACGCCGUCAAGGAGGGCGCGGUUCUCGUGGCCGUCGUGCGCGCGGCCUCCCUGCCCGAGUGUCGGGCCGCCUGCUGCGGGCUCCGGCGGUGCAACGUCGCGCAGGCCGACGCCAACCUGACCUGCGCGCUCUUCGACUGCGCGCCCAGAAACAAGUUCGUGUGCCGCUUCGUCCGCCGGCCCGGAUACCGAAGCGUCAUCGGGGACUCGGAGUUCCGGAAGUACCUGCAAGGCCCGCAGGAUGCAGAUGAGCCGGCGCCGCCCAUCGCCAUCGCAGGCGAGGACGUGGUGGCGCAGCCCGGCGCCACCGUCACGCUGGACGGCAUCCAGAGUUUGGCGCUCGGUGACGCCCACAUCGUCCGCUACGACUGGAGCCUGCAGAGCGGCGAGGCCGACGUCGUCCUGGAGAAGACGGCGCUGGCCGAGCAGGUGCGAGUGUCCAACCUGGUGGCGGGACGCUACCGCUUCCGUCUCACCGUCACCGACUCCAACGAGCGCUCGCACGACGCCACCGUGCAAGUGCUCAUCCUCAGCGCCGAGAUGUCCGCUCGUUACUGCUUGGCGGAGGUCAAGGUGGGACCGUGCCGCGCCGCUUUUCCUCGCUGGCGCUACGACGCCGUCGAGCAGCGAUGUCAAGCCUUCGUCUUCGGAGGAUGCAAAGGGAACCUGAACAAUUUCCUGUCCCGCGACGACUGCGUCAAGGCCUGCGGCGGAGUCGCAGUGACGUCUUCAGAAGUGCAGCGGAUGGCCGUGCCCGCCGGCGAGGUGUGCGGCUCCGCCUGUGUUCCCGGCCAACUGAGUUGCGGCGACCGCUGCUGCCUGGACGCCACUUUGGAGUGCGACGGGGUCACGCAAUGCAGCGACGCCGCCGACGAGAAGCACUGCGGCCAACUCAAUGAGACGUUCACGCAGCUUCUGGAGAUCGACGUCAACCAAAGAAAAGCGCGCUGCACGGAGCCGCCCCAAACGGGCCCGUGCCGCGCCAGCCUCACGCGCUGGUACUACAACCCGCUCAACACGCGCUGCCAGCGCUUCACCUACGGCGGUUGCCACGGAAACGACAACAACUUUGCCCAGGAGACCCAGUGCGACGCCUCCUGCCGCGGCGUAACGGAGCGCGACGUGUUCGCCAGAGGAACCUUUGAACGCUUCGAGGACAAGGAAGAGGAAGAAAGCAGCUCAGGUUCCGUGGCGCUGGCGGUGAUCCUGGCGGUGGCCGUGUUGACCUUGCUGGCCGUCCUGGCCUACUGCUUCCUGAAGAAGCGCAAGGAACGCUCGGGUGGCCGCGCGGAUGCCGGCGCCCCCCGCCGGCCGGCGUCGGAGCAGGACACACUCGUCUAUAACACUACCACCGAACCGUUAGAACACCCGCGGCUGCGGCUGGCCCACAUGGACACGUCCUGAUCAAAUGUCGGCGCCAAUUUCCUUCCGGGUUGCGACGCCGGCGGAAGGAAGGAGCCCGCGGCGACGCUGAGGAACCACGUCAUGUAAAUAGCCACGCGCGGCUUUGGCCCCCAGACGCUGCGCUCGUCGCGGCGCAGCGCCGGCGCUUUUCCAGAAAGGCGCUCGGCUGAAGAGAAUUUCAAGAAACGCAGCGCUUCCACUCAAGUCAAGUGAAUGGCUUCCUUUAUUACUAAGCGGAGCGAAAGAAAUGAAAGGGCAGCCUGCCACUUCAGCAACACUUUCAAGAAAUAAACUUCCUCGUC